AAUCUCGCAGUCUAAAAUUCAGUUCACUUCAAACGCGACUUGAAGCCGGUUUUUGCGAAAGUCGAACCUUUUUUAUUCUACUUGUGAUUUCGUGGAAAUUUUGAUUGUUAUUCAAAAUGCGUUUCGCUCUGUUUGCUUUUCUAGCGCUCUGCUUGCUGGCAUUCGUCCUGGCUACUCCGGCCAAGGACACCAAGAAGCCGGCCACCAACAGCUGCCAGCAAAACUGCGGUGAAGUCUACGAGCCCGUUUGCGCCAAGGCCAAAAACAGCAGCAAGGAGCGUCUCAUCACCUUUGGCAGCCCGUGCGUCAUGGCCAACUACAAUUGCCAGCACGCCGACGAUCCAUUCGAGCAGAAGUCCAAGGGAGAGUGCGGUGGCGGAGUGAGCGUUCGUCUUUCUUAAGAACUGGAAGUCCAAUUUCAAAAACUUUUUCAAUUGAACAUCUUUCACUAAUGGUGCAAUAAAAUAUUCAUGUAUUUUUUAUUCCAA
Molecule: messenger RNA, 488 nt
Organism: Drosophila santomea
Lineage: Eukaryota; Metazoa; Arthropoda; Insecta; Diptera; Drosophilidae
Product: vasotab-like
Exons: 3
Coding region: 117-401 (94 amino acids)
Molecular function (GO): protein binding
Source: RefSeq, a predicted model, not a curated record